AUGGAGGAACAUUCAAGUUAUGAAUUUAAAGACAACUUAAGUAUAAACAUUAUUAGAACAAAUGUUGUCAAAAGAAGUUUUUAUAGUUACACGGAAUAUGUUUUAGAAUUUAAAGUUUUGAAUAGCCAGAAAAUUUUAAAAAAAAGAUUUUCAGAUUUUGUUACUUUCUAUUUACAACUGAAAAAUGAAUUAUAUGAUAAAUUUAAUGAAUGCUUAGAAAAAAUAAGUGUUUUACCUUCAAAAAAGCUAUUUGGUAGAUUUAAUUAUAAUUUUGUUGAAGAGAGGAGACAGAAACUUGAAUUGUUCUUAAAAAAUAUUUCAAAAAAUAAAAACAUAUAUUUAUGUGACAAUUUUUAUGACUUUUUAUGUUUAGAUAAUAUAACAAAAUAUUUAUUUAAAUUAAUGUGUACAGAAAUUAGUGAUUAUUCUAAUAUACAAAAAUUUCUGAAAAAAAUAAAUUACAUUUUAUUUAUGUCUAGAAGUAAUACAUUAAAAAGUGCUGAAUGUGAUAUAAUCAAUUUCUUAUUUCAUAUAAAAAAAAAUUUAAAAUUAAAUAAUGAAAUAAAAUUUUUUAUUUUAAAUAUUUUUCUUCAUCAUUUAACUUACACAAAAAAUCCAGAAAAUUUAUUAAAUAUUCAAUUAAUGAAAUUUGCUUUUGAAAUAAUUCAUGAAAAUCUAUUAGGAGAAAAUAUAAAUGAAGUUCUGUUAAAAACUUCCUCUGAGACAAUAUUAAGAAUUGUAGAUAAAAAAAAUGAUGUCUUUUUAGAAUAUUUAAAAACUCAUAAUUUUAAAGAAAUUUGUACCAUUUUCAAUAUAAUAAAUAAGAAGAAAGAGAAAAAAGAUGAUGAAAAAAUUGACAAUAUUGCUUUUAAUGUAUAUAUUUUAGUAUCUUUAUUAUUAUUAUCUUCUAUUCAUUUAAAUGAAAUUCAGAAUUUUUUUUCUAUGAAAAAUAAUACGAAUAAAGGAAUAUGCAUAUUGGGUUAUAUGUAUGACAGUCAAAAUAUUAAUAUUCAAAUAAUAUGCUGUAUUAUAUUGUCUUUAUUAAUAAUUAAUAAAAAAAUAAAAGAUGAAGAAGUUAUUUAUAAAACAAAGAUGUCUAUUUUGCUAAUUCAAAAUGAAAUUCAAAAUAUAAAGAAUGUAGAUUAUCAGUUAAUUGAAAUUAUAUGUAGUAAAAAGAAUAUUAGUUUACUAAACAAUAUUCUUGAAUCAUUAUUAAAAGAUAAAGUAAUGAAUUAUGAUCUUAAUUUAAAUGAUAUUGAUAAUUUUGAAAAACUAAAAAUUGAGUGUAAUCCCUUAGAAAAAGAUUUAUUUUAUGAACAAAAAAUAAAAUAUGGGAAUUUUUCAAAUAAUGAUAUAAUUUUACAAUUUAUUUUAUUUAUUAUUAAUAUUGGUGUGAGUGAAUUCUUCAUACUUAAAAGAAAUUAUAAAUUUAGAAUGAAGAAGAAAUUAAUGAAAAUAAAGAUGAGGAAAAAGGAAAUAUCUAACAAUAAGAAGAUGAAGAAAUCGAAAAUGAAUAAUUCACAAAUUAUGUUAAAUGAUCGAGAAAAUGAAAGCAAAUAUAUAUUACAAAUAAAAAAUAGUGACACUAAUAAAAAAGAAAGGAAACAAAUGAAUGGAAAUUAUAGCAACUAUUGUAAGGGGAUAGAAGAAAAUGGAGAUAAUGAUAAAUAUAGUAAUGAAGAAGAUGAAGAUUAUGAAGAGAACCAGAAAAAAAGGAAGGAAAGAAGAAAACAAAAAGAAAUAAAUGUUCCAAAAAGUGAUGAUGAUAGUUGUGAUAAUGUUAGCAAUGAUGGAGAUGAUGAAGAAGAUGAUGAUGGAGAUGAAAGUUACAAUGAAGAUUAUGAUGAUGACGUUAUAAAGGAUAAAGAUAAUGAAGAUGAAGAAAAUGAAAAUUAUAAUGUUAUUAGAGAAUAUAAAAAAAAAAAGCAAGAAGAUAAAGAAUCUACAACAAACUCAUGUGUAUCUCCAUUAUACUCUUUUUCAAGUGAUUACAAUAGUUCUUAUCAUGAUGAAAAUGAGAAUUCUUCAAAGAUUAAUUUAAACAUAGAUAUUAUAAAAAAUGUUUGCUAUGAAGAUGAAUUUAGUUUGGAUUCUGGUAACAUAAAAAAUGAUAUAUUUUUUCUUGAUAAACAAAACAAAUAUAAUAAUUCAAAGGAUAAUGAUUCCGUUAAAUCAUCUAAUGAUUCAAUGCAUAAUAAAGAUUUUAAAUGUUACCAAUAUAAAGUUAAAGAAGAUAUAAAAAUGAUGUAUGAAAAUAGAAAGAAGUACGUUAGAAGAAUAAGAAGAAUAAAUGAACAAAUAUUAUUAAUCUUAUGUAAUGAAAAGAUGAUUCGCAAUAUAUAUAAAUGUGCAAAUUUGGAUAAUUAUAAAAUAAAAUUUUACGCAUCACUUAUACUUUCAUACAUACCUGAUAUUAAUGAAAUGAUUGCAAAUAAUACAAUUAAUGAAAAACUAAAUAAUAAUAAAUGUAAUAAUGAUGAUAUAGAUAAUAUUAGUAGUAAUAACUUGAAUAUAAAAGAAGAAAUGGAUGAAAUAAAAAAUUUAGAAGACUUUACAAAUGAAAAGAUGGAAACUUUUUCUAAAUCUCUUUUUAUUCCUGAUACUAUUUUGAUAAAAAAAAACAAUAAAAAUUUUAUUUGUAGUGUUGAGGGGGAUUAUUAUAAUUAUAUAUAUAAAUUUAAUAUUUUAAAUACAUUAUUAUUUUACUUAUAUAAUGAGACUUGCUUUUAUGAACAUAUCAUAAAUAGUAUAAAAAAUUUUAUUUCCGAACAAAGUUCCAUUAUGAAUUUAAAAUACCUGAAAAUUAAAAAUGAGGAAUUGAUAAAUACAAUAUCUUUUAGCGAUAUAAGAGGAAAUGCUGAAAAGAAGACGAAGACAAAGAAAAAAAAAAAAAAAAAAGAAAAUGAAAAUUUUGUUUUUCCUAAAAAAAUAAAUAGCAUUGAGAGCACGACUUAUGAUUAUAAUAAUAAUAGUAAAAUUAGUGGCAUGGGAAAUGAAAGUAACCUUAAAAAUGAUAAUAGUGAAAAAAAUUAUGUAAACAACAAUUUAAAAGAAGUGGAUAAUAAAGAGGAUUUAAUUAAUGAAGAAAAUGCUUCAUUAGAAAAUCAACAAAACAAUAAUCAGUGUGUUUUAUAUAAUGAUUCUAAAAUAUACAAUCAUAUACAUUGCUUAUUUAAUUAUGUUUCAAAUUUAAGGACAUUUGGUUUACUAAAUAAUUUAAUCGUACAAAUGUAUAUUAAUAUAAAAAAAAAAUUGAAGUUUAUUGAUAUGAAUUUUUUAUUUGAUAUCUUAAAAAAGAAAGCAGAGGAAAAAAAUGAAAUGAAAAAAAGUAUUCGCAAUUUAAAAGAAGAAUAUGAAUUUGUUAACAUUACUUAUAAUGAUUACAUAAACUUACAGUAUGAAUCAAAUAAAUAUAUGAGUAUAAUUGAAAAAUUGUAUGAAGAAUUAGAGGAAAUUGAUAAAAAAAGAAAAAAAAUUCUUCGAAAACACAAGUACGUGCAUAUUAAUGUAUGUAAUUAUAGAAAAAAGCUAAUUCACAUAGAAAAAAUGAUUGAAGAAUCUCCAUCUAUUAAAAAAUGUUUAAAUGAAGAGUUGAAUAAAAUAAAAGGAAAUAUCAUACUUUAUAAAAAAGAUAAAAAAAAAUUAUCUUUUUUUAUUUUAUUACAUAAAUUUUAUUUGGAUAAUUUCAAUGGGAUACUCAAUAAAUUGAAAAUAAUGAAUGAUUCUUUUGGAAAUAUUAAGUUACUUUCAAAUGAUUUUGAUAAAAACAAGAAUUUAAUAUUAAAUGAAAUCGCAUGCUUAAUUUCAAAUGAUAUCAUAUUAGCUGAUAUGCUCAUGGAUAAAAUAAAUAUAAGUAUAGAUAAUGAAAAUUUUUCUGUUUUACUAGGAAAAGCAAAAAAUAUUGAUAAUUUUAAUUAUAACAUUUGCAACGAAAAUAAAUUGAUAAUUAUUAAUAAAGAUAAUAAAAUAAGUGAUAAAAAGAAUGUUGAUUUAUUUAAAGUUAAUGAUAUGCUUAAUGAAAAAUAUAAAUAUUAUUUUAAUGAUGAUAAUAUUUUAAAUAUAGAAGAAAGAAAUAUGAAUGAUGAAUUUAAAAAUUUCAAUGAAAUGGAAUAUUAUAGUAGUGACAGUCAAACAACAGAAAGAAAAAUAGUAAAAAAUGAUAAAAUGAAAAAUAUUCAAAAUAAUCUCAGUGAAUAUAAUGUUGAUAAUCACAAUUCAUAUUAUAAUUUGGAUGAGACCCUAGAAGAUUUUAAUAAUGAUAGAAGAUAUAUAGAAGUAAGAAACUAUAAAAAUUUUUCUUAUAGUGAUAAAGUAUAUGAUGAAGGUUUUAAGAAAGGUUUUGAUGAUAACAAUACUAAAAUAUAUGAAUACACUCAUAAAGAAAAAAAUGAAAUGGAAGAAGGAGAAAAUGAAGAAGCAUUGAGUACAGAAUUCGUUUCAAGUGAUGAAGAUAAUGAAGAUUUAAAAAAAAAAAUAGACGAAUUAAAUAAUUUUAAAAAUAAAAAUAUGAAAUGCUUGUUACCAGAAGAUAUAAAAAUUGAUGAUUCUAUGAAUAAAAAAAUGUUUAUUGAAAUAAUGGAUAUCAUAAAAAAUCGUAAAAAACAAAUAGAAAAAGUAACAUCACAACAGAAUAGUCAAAUAUAUAAAAAUAUACAUAAAUAUAAUAAUCUUUUAAAUAAAUGUAAUAUUCAAAUUAAUGUUAAUCAAAAAAAAUAUGUUAAGUUAAAUAAACAGAUUUUGUCAAUUGAUACAAAUUCUAUGAUUAAAAAAUCUGAGUGUAUAUACAAGACCAUUAGAGAGUGGGAUGAUAAGAUAAACAUUUUAAAUGAAGAAAUUAAGAUUGUAGAAAAUGAAAAAAAAGAAAAAGAAAAAGAAAUAUCAUCACAAAAACGAAAAUUAGAAAAAAAAGAAAAAGAAAAGAAUCAGAAAAAAGAAGAACUCAGAUUAUUAGUUACAGAUAUGUACAAGCAUAAUAAUAAAAUAAAAAAGAAAUAUAAAAAAGAUCAAAAAAUUAUUUUAUUGAUAUUAUAUAAUUCUUGGUUUUUAUAUCAUUAUAUUUACAUAAUAUACCUGAAUACAAUCAAAUUAAAAAAUUAUUUAUCAUACAAACAAAAUAUAAAUGAAGUUUGUCUUUCUUCAGCUAAAGAAGCCAUUUUAAAUAUUAACUUUUUUUCCGAAUUGCUAGAUGGAACUGAUUUUUAA
Molecule: messenger RNA, 5202 nt
Organism: Plasmodium relictum
Lineage: Eukaryota; Apicomplexa; Aconoidasida; Haemosporida; Plasmodiidae
Product: phosphoinositide-binding protein, putative
Exons: 6
Coding region: 1-5202 (1733 amino acids)
Biological process (GO): intracellular protein transport
Cellular component (GO): early endosome
Molecular function (GO): phosphatidylinositol binding
Source: RefSeq, a predicted model, not a curated record